AUGGCAUGGGACAGCCUCCUCAACAUGGACAAGGAUUUGAAGCAGAUCUACCAUUCAGAAAAGCAAGCCCGCUCAAACAUUCCUAUAUCUGGGGAUCUUUCCGAACAUCCUGGAUCUUCCGAGCCCAAAUAUUCUCCUCGAAAACAACGGUUUCCCAGUUACCACGGACCUCCUAUGCAGGGAGACUUUCGUGAACAACAGAAGUUGCUUGAGAACCAGCGCUUUCUUGACAAUCAAGACAUUCUAAAUGCGGAGAUCUUCUUCUACCACUUUCAAUUUUUCGAGGAAGAAUAUCGGGAAGUCGACGAGCUUUUAAGCAAGAGCCUUAUCAGUGGCAUAUACGUCAAGUAUUUGUCAGCUCCAGGGACUAUUCUCACAACCCGUGUAAAUGGCAACGACAUCGGAUAUCUGCAAAGGACCUUCUUCAGUGAUGAGAGUCGCACAGCAUGGGGCGCCAAGGUCACGAAUUGGGCUUUCGAUGGCACGUUCAAGAUGGAUGAAAUGAAGAUCAAGAUAGAUGUGAAAGACUUCAAACACAUGCCAAGAGAUAUCACGUCUCUCGAGUUUUAUCCCAUACGAUAUGCGGAGCGCGUCCGCCAGAGAUUGAUGACUCGUGGCCAUCAGUUUUGGAGAUGCCGAAAAUCCGCCUAUGUCGCAUACACGGGCCUGGAUAUGAAUCAGGAAACAUCUUAUGAUAACACUCGCUUUCUUGUAGACGUCCGCACGUAUCACACUAUGCAUGGCAAAGACGAUUCAAUGUUGAUGUAUUGUUCAGAAUCUGCCCAACUGCCUGAUGCGUUUAUGGAUCGUGAUUUACCACCAGAUGAUGGGACCUUCAUUUACCUGGUUCCGGCAAGCAUCUACGGAUUUGAUAUCCAAGAGAAAAAGUGGGUGAACCUUCAAGUGGACAACAUUCAUCAGCUAAAAUGGAACACCGAAGCGUUCGACGCUCUUGCCAUUGAUGAGGACAGCAAGGAGCUGAUCAAUGCCCUUGUUAACAACAAAAUCGCUGCUGAAAAAGCCACAGACAUGGUCAGAGGCAAAGGCAAUGGCCUGAUCAUUCUCCUACACGGCGGCCCUGGUACUGGAAAGACACUUACCGCGGAAAGCGUAGCAGAAAUUGCUAAGAAGCCACUCUAUCGCGUUACAUGUGGCGAUAUCGGAACGGAACCGCGAGAAGUGGAGAAGUACCUGCAGAAGAUCUUCUAUCUUGGGAAGAUCUGGGACUGUGUCGUUCUGCUUGACGAAGCUGACGUCUUCCUCGAGCAACGUACUCUUUCAGACCUAUCCCGCAACGCUCUUGUUUCUGUAUUCCUGUGUACGCUUGAGUACUACGAUGGCAUCCUUAUUCUCACAAGCAAUCGUGUCGGAACCUUCGAUGAGGCUUUCAAAUCCCGCAUCCAGCUCGCUCUCCAUUACCCCAAUUUGGACUUGGCCCAACGCAAACAGAUUUGGAAGAACUUCACACACCGGCUGGAUUCGCUUGAGGAGGACGUCGACACCGACGCCAUCCUUGUGAGCAUCAACAAACUUGCCAAAUACGAGAUGAACGGCCGCCAGAUCCGCAACGCCAUCACGACGGCGCGCCAGUUGGCGCUCUUCAAGGAGGAGACUCUAACCACCAAGCACCUGGAGCAUUCAAUCAGGGUCUCGGGAAAAUUUGACCAAUACCUUGAAGAAGUGCAUGACCAAAUCAAGGAUGAUGAGAUGGCGAGGCAAAGUGGGUUCCGUUAA
Molecule: messenger RNA, 1734 nt
Organism: Lasiodiplodia theobromae
Lineage: Eukaryota; Fungi; Ascomycota; Dothideomycetes; Botryosphaeriales; Botryosphaeriaceae
Product: AAA family ATPAse
Exons: 4
Coding region: 1-1734 (577 amino acids)
Molecular function (GO): ATP binding; ATP hydrolysis activity
Source: RefSeq, a predicted model, not a curated record